GGCUGAUAAAGGACAAGUCAUUCUUCGUGGUGCAAGAUAUGCCGUACCGCCAGUUCUACCCGGAAGCACCGGAGGAGGAGUUUCUCACAAAGUCCUUCCUGAAGGAGCGGAACCUGAAAGUCAUCAAGUUGGUGAAGCCGUUCAAGGAGGAGGUAGACGAUGAUGAUGACGACGAAGAAGAUGACAAGGUUGCAGAAUAUGCACCAGUACCAUGGUUGUACUGAGCGGCCAAUCCUACAACAGGCGAUGAUGCAUUUUGAGAAGGCAGGUGCGCAGGGUUUGAUGCAGACACAGCUGCAGUCGUUGAUGACCCUGCCCCGUCUCGAGUGUCGCACCAUCGUCCGUAAUCUCCUCAAAAGUGGGGUCAUCACCAGUGUUAUGAAGAGUUUCGGCAAACAGAGAACGUCGAUUUUGAUAGCGACCAAGUUCUACAAUGCGAGUAAGCUGAGCCAAGAGUUUGACAUUGAGAAGAGUCGACUGAUGGAACACAUGCAGGGGGAGAUAUUAUCACCAGAUGAAAGUGUAGUGGAGUUGCCGGACAUGGAGACAUCGCAGACUGAGGCAACAACAGAUGUCGAUACCUCAACCAAUCCGACGCCAGACGUGUCGACUGUCAGUGUGUCGGUUGUCAGCACUCCAGAAGCAGACGUCACUAAAACUCCUCCUGCAAAAGCAGGGAAGCGGAAGUCGAAACUCUCCAACAUCGGGUCACCGGCUGCUAAAUCUCCCAAAACAUCCAUUUCCACCCCUGAAGGCCAACUGCUUGACCUCAAAAAUUUAACUGCCCUCAAGCUGAGAAGGGCAAACAAGAUUCUUGAUGCCUUGAAAGAAGCAAAAGUGUUUGAAAGUAUUCCCGCCAUCUAUAAGAUGCUGCUGAUGACAGAGGCAGAAGAGGGAUGUACAGAGAGGAUGGACAGGAAGACGAUGACCCAACUCAUCAACUGGCUCAAAGCUAGCGGCAAGAUCAAGAUUAUGAAGUCGAUUGUUCAGCAAGAGGACCAGGUCCUUGAGCUGGAGUUUGUGUGUUCGCCUGACGUGCAGCCACAGGACCAGAUAAUCAAAACCUUCAUCGACCAUGCCAAGAUGAAAAACUUCGGGAUGAAGAAGAAACAUGGCAGCAAGUCGUCAAGGAGUGAUCCAACACUGCAUCUGCCACCAGAUCUUCCCCAGAGUCUUCGAGAGAGCAUAAUGAAGUUCCUCGAGUAUCGCAGCAAGGUGAAGGUGGAGGAGAUGGUGUAUGACCCGAGCGCCUACGUGAAAUACAACUUCUUGCCGAAGGUGAAGCGUCACAAGAUGGUGUACGAGUACCUCCACUAUCUCCUGUAUGGCUACGCUGGACGCCUUGUUGAUCAGUCCGAUUCUACCGAGGCCUCAGCUCUGAGUCAGGAUGACGAGUCCGGGGAUGCUGGAGUGAAGUCGGACGAGCAGAAUUUCCAGUCUGUCUAUGAACAGAUUGAAGCCAUGAAGGAACCGCCAUUGUUUCUGGAUGAGUUGUUAUGGAAACGGUAUCUGGCACCACUAAGGUCAAAUCAUGGACACGGCCAGGGCUGGUUUCUGAUGAGUGAUGUGCUUGUGUUGAUGCCACUGGUGGUCUUCUGUCAGGUUGUCAGUCUGCCGUACAAGAUUGAUGGUCUGCUGGAGUUGCUGGACCACCCCAAGAAGCGGUUCUACCCGGUUGUGUGCCUCCCGCCGGCCAUCAGACAGCAGGUACUCUUUGCACGGCGCUACACACAGUCCUUCCACGAUAGCUGCUACCAGCUCUGCCUGAUGGGUCUGCUGUCAUUUGGGCCGCAAGUCUUCAAAGACAAGGACAAGUGUUUUGCGUUCCUACACAAGAAGGCUCUCCUGUUCGACACCAGGACAUCCAUCAUUGCCUACUGCAAGACCACCCCUGAAUUUGAAAUACCCUUCAAGGAACAGUACUACACUCUCGACACAGAUGAGGAUGUGCACACUUACUGGUGUGACAUGGAGGUCACAGCCCUCAACUCCAACCUUGGUUACAAGGGAGUACUGGACAACGAAGACGACACAGAGCCCAGCUUUUCUCUGGUGGACGCCCUGACUAACGUCAAGUUCCAGGAGGACCCCCCAACCCCUUAUCUCCCGGGGGACAGGCGUGGCGCAGCAGGCUUCGACUCCAGUUUGUUUCUACACCUAAUCCGGAACUGGUCACGUCCGGGGGAUGUGAGACGGAAAAAGCCAGACACUCACAAUGAACUGGUCAAGCGGAGAGCAGCACAGCGGACGAACAAAAAGAAAACAGGUGUUCAAGAGAGGAAUGAAGGUGGGAGGUUGAAGUUCCUGUCCACGUCUCUCAGCCAGCGACUACCACGAUUGAUCCCACAACAACAGCUGGGCAUGAUGGGACCUUUCACUGAAGAUGCUAAACCAACCGUGACCAAGAAGCCCCGGGGGAACCGGGGUGGGAAGGGGAUCAAGAGGAAACCCCUUGACAAACCUGCUGAUAGUGUGAAGAAGAUGAAGAUCCCCAAGCUGAGGACUGCUUUCAGGAUCUCUAACAAAAACAGGAAGCUCAGGACGAAGAAGCAGCCUGAAGACAGGAUGCGUAAGCGUACCUAUGACGACAUUGACCGAUCGGCUCUGGGCAUGAUGAUUCAGGAGCGGGUGACCUGGACAGCUCGGGAAGACACCAUUAUACUGCUGUGCAAGACGGCAAGUUUGCUUCUGGCCCGCCAUCGUCGCAGUAUGAUCGUCCCGUGGACAGUAGUCCGCGACAUCCUGCAUGAAUCUGUCCCUGAGUCGAAAGACAAGUCCUCCCCAGCUUGCCAAAGACGGGUGGCUUUUGGGAUGAAAAACCCUCAGACGAUGAUGAGUGUGUCCAUCUACCUGGGAGAAGCUCAUCAGGACAAGGUGCUGAUGGAGAAGUAUGGAUACCGAGCAUUCAAAUCUGUGGAAAAGGACAUCAGGGAAAUCUUCAAGGGAUGUGUCCAGAUGCUCAUUGACAAAUUCACGUCUGGUGGACAGGAGAAGAUAAUCCUGCCGGACACCCUGACGGAGUUAAGGGAAAAUUACAUUGUGAAGGUGGCUGGACCAAUCUCCUCGAAAGAGCAGGCGAUGGAAGUCACAAGGGAGAAGGAUGUGUACUACUACACCCUGCAGAACCUCAUACAUUCUUACAUAUCAGCACAGAAGGACAAGCAAGGCCGAGCAUACGAGAUGUUUCGCCUCUUCAAGCAGUACCCGGAUGAGUUGUUGGCCCAGGUCUUCAACGACAUGAACAAGAUGGGACUCAUCACCAAGGUCAAGAAGGACAACCCGAAUCACAUCAGGAAGCGCCAGUUUGUCACAGCAGUUGCGCACAAGAAGCUCACACAGAAGUAUUACUGGAACUUCCACUCCCGGUACCCAGCAAACCUGUUCACCCAGAGCUACACAAUGCUGGACAAGAUAGUCCAGGUGUACACCGACGGAGUCAGUGAUGGGGUGGAGCUGGGGGGAGAGACCGGCGACUACCUGGGGGGACAUGUUGCCACAAUCUGUGGACUGUUUGCAAUGAAGAAGCUUGACUUCUGCCUGCGUAUCCCAGAAGACAUUCUUAUUGUGGAUAAAGUGGGUUUGGUAAAGGAUCCGGUCGGACGAGGGAAGACUCAGACCCGGUUAGCACCGUCCCAGACGUCAACAACAAGACCACAUGCUUCAGUGUCAACAUCUGUGUUGGCAUCUUCAUCAGUGUCCAUGGCAGUGUCAUCCUCCACAUCAGCCUCAACUUCAACAUUCAUCUCCACGUCUGCUUCAACAUCCACAGAAACCUCAACGCAGCCAGUGGUGCCUGAAAGUGACAUGGUUGUCGUGGAGGAAGUGGAAGUCGCAGCUGAUAGCAGCAUCCCCCAUGCAGCCACUGGUCCGGAACCAAGCACAUCGACUGCUGCAGACACUGUUGAAACCACGAUGAAACGAAGGAACUGCCGAAGCCUUGUCAUCAUCGAAGGCGAUGUCAAUUCUGGAGAAAGCUUGUUAUCCAAGGUUCCAUCUCGGAAUGCUUCCCGCUCCCUCCUCUCCCUGGCUCGGAACCGGAUCCUGUCCUCAGUUGAUACCAAAUCGUCAAAUGUUCAGGAUCACUUUGUCAUCAACUCGUGCGACGUCAAAGUAUCCCUCCACCUGGCGUCUACUGUAACGCCGUCUGCUGAUGGCCGACUGACCGACCGUGAGCUGGAGGAGACGAAGAACCUGUUCCUGAAGCCUCAGAAGGCCAAGGAGAUGUAUCGCAGGCACCUGCAGUACUUCCCCUUCCACUUGGACCUGCAGGAGGUGUGGGAGGAGCUGGGCAUGGAGUAUGGUACCGAGGAUGUCGUCAUGGUCAAGACGGUGUACGAGACCAUCCAUGACAGCGGAAGCGUUGGCGUCCGCGAGAGUGCUGUCAAGGCUGAGUUCAAGACAAAGUGCAACAUCUCGCUGGUCAUCAUGGUGCUGUUGGAGCAGAAAGCGAUCCUGCGUGUGGGAGUGGCCAAAGUGAGGCUUGUGAGUCUUGCCAGUGCCAGACCAUGGCUGAUCCACUCCUACAAGAACACCAAGGGUCGGACCUCAAUGUUCAGGAGCAUGGACCAGGAGUCAGACAGAGUGUCCCUGGAUGAGUUUCCAGAUGGACAGCCUCGGACAAGGAGAGGAAAGUAUGUCUGUGAUGCUGGAACCAGUACUGCAGAUCUGAAUCAAUCUGAUGAAGGAAGCCUCAUGGACCAAGGAACUCAGACUACACUACCAGAGAUGCCGUUUGCCCUGAGCUCAUAUGAGAAGGUUCGGCUGAUUGCCCGGCCAUGGAGGAAGCCAGAGGGGCAUCUCAACAAAUGGCUGCUGAAGUUCAUGCUGGAGUCCGUGAUGCUGUAUAUCAUGUCCAACCCGGGGGUCCGCAACACUGUCAUCUACCAGAAGUACACACCCUACCUGCAGCCAGUGGUUGUACAGGAGCUUGUAGAGAUGCUGGAGGAUCUCAACUGUCUUUCCCGGACAUGUCUCACGGUCAAAGUCAAGUCGUCCCUGUUUAACAGUGCCAAGGUUGAGAGAGUCGCUUCCGGGAGCCUUGAUGACGACAUUGUGAUGUACGAAGCCAAGAUGGACUGCACCUUCAAGCUGGGACAGUUUGUGUCGUCGCUGACGUGAAACCUGACGAUGACUGUCGCCAUCAUCCUGUCAAUCACUGAACAUACUAACUAGUGGUGUUCCGAUUAAUUGAAAUAAUCGAAGAUUGGUCGCAGUGUCCAAACGACCAAGCAAUCGAUGACAUUUUCUCAUAAUCGAACACCAACAA
Messenger RNA from Haliotis rubra (blacklip abalone), 5266 nucleotides. Its product is annotated as general transcription factor 3C polypeptide 1-like. NCBI's taxonomy places the organism in Eukaryota, Metazoa, Mollusca, Gastropoda, Lepetellida, Haliotidae. Bases 160 to 5118 code for a protein of 1652 amino acids. Gene Ontology annotation, biological process: 5S class rRNA transcription by RNA polymerase III; transcription initiation at RNA polymerase III promoter. Gene Ontology annotation, molecular function: DNA binding. The transcript has 35 exons. Gene Ontology annotation, cellular component: transcription factor TFIIIC complex. The record is from RefSeq and is a predicted model, not a curated record.